GUGUGAGUGAGCAAGGGAGGGGCUCGCUCUCUUUCUUCCCCCCCUCCCCCCAAAAAAGACGAAGGCUGUGGUGGCCGUGGCAGUAGUAGUGUUGGGGAGUCCGAGGCAGACAAAGGCAAGAUGGCAGGGAUCCUCGCCUGGUUCUGGAACGAGAGGUUCUGGUUGCCCCCUAAUGUCACCUGGGCGGAUCUGAAGAACACGGAGGAAGCCACUUUUCCUCAGGUGGAGGACCUCUACCUCGCCUUCCCCUUGGCCUUCGGCAUCUUCAUGAUCCGCAUGGUCUUCGAAAGGUUUAUUGCCAAGCCGUGUGCCUUAGGCCUAAAAGUUCAGGCCAAUGGACCACAAAAAGCUCAGCCUAAUGCAAUUCUUGAAAAGGUCUUCACUGCAAUUACAAAGCAUCCAGAUGAGAAGAGGCUUGAAGGGCUGUCCAAGCAGCUGGACUGGGAUGUACGCAGUAUUCAGCGUUGGUUUCGACAAAGGCGUAAUCAGGAAAAGCCAAGCACUCUUAGAAAGUUCUGUGAAAGCUCGUGGAGAUUCACCUUUUAUCUUUACGUAUUUACUUAUGGAUUGCGGCUCAUGAAAAAGAGUCCUUGGCUGUGGAACACAACCCAUUGCUGGGUUGGAUAUCCAUAUCAGCCGCUGACUCCUGAGAUUCAUUACUACUACAUUGUUGAGCUGUCGUACUAUUGGUCCGUAAUGUUUUCUCAGUUCAUUGACAUCAAAAGAAAGGAUUUCGGCAUCAUGUUUACACAUCACAUCACAACAGUCAUUUUAAUCGCUCUCUCCUACACAAUCAAUUUCAUACGAGUGGGGACCCUGACCAUAUGUCUUCAUGAUGGAGCUGAUGUUGUGCUCGAGGCAGCCAAAAUGGCAAACUACUGCAAGUUUCAAAGACUCUCUGAUUUCCUCUUCUUUGUGUUUGCUGCUUUUUUCAUCGUUUCAAGGCUUGGACUGUACCCUUUGUGGGUACUGAAUACAGUCAUGUUUGAAUUGCCUGAAAUUCUUGGUGGCUUCCCUGCUUUGUCAAUUUUUAUCACUUUACUUCUGGUACUUCAAGUUCUCCAUUGUUUGUGGUCUUACCUAAUAGUAAAGGCCACCUAUAGAGCCAUUUCUAAAGGCAAGGCUGGGAAGUGGAACCCUUUGCAUGCGAGGGAUAACCGGAGUGAUGUUGAGUCUAGUUCAGACGAAGAACCCUCCGCUCCUCUUUCAAAGAACUCCCAUAGAUCAGCCACCACCAAUGGGACAAGUGGAUCCAGUGGAACAAACGGGUACCUCACCGGAGGCAGUGCUGCAGAGGAACACUAAUUCCUGGAUUAGACACUGACACAAACAAAAACGAACUGUUUGCUACCGAAAGUAAACAAGUUGUGAAUGCUGGGUUUUGAUUAUUUCCCCCUUCUUCCUUUUCAUAUUCCUUUUUUUCUCAACAUCUGAGGGAAAAAAACAAAAACAACUAACACUUGGAGUAUUUAAAGCUUCUGAUAGCGCACUGCCGUCUUUCCUGUUUGUGAAUGACAGCGCCACACCAUUUGAUGUAUGUAGGCAUGCUGUAUGUAUAUAUACAUGAGCAGAUGGGAGCAGUAUUUUCUUCUGUGGUCUUUGAAUAUUAUUUAUUUUAUAUCUUGUAUGGGGGUGACUUGCGGAUGAAAAAGAACUUCCUGUUGGACUCGGCCAGGGCCAGAGACUGCCAGGUUAAAGGUAUGUCUCUUUUCUGUGCUUGGCUUCUCUGGCCAGUAUGCAGUAUUGUGGGUGCCUGCUUAGAUUCACAGCAAAACUAUAAAAGUUCAUCUCUCAUUCUAAAUCUUCUUUUGCUGCUUUCUUCCCCUGAAGAAUGUUGACUUUUGAAAUUGCCAGUACAAUCACAAUGUGCUCCUGCCCCCCUGCAAGUAUUGAGCCUUUAAAUGGUUCAUUGAUUCGUCCCUAGUGGGUCAGUUUGACCAUUACAAUUAAAGUACCAUUACUGUAAGACAAGAUCUCAGCAUCAUUUUAAACUCCAAAACUGGUGGCAAGUUAGAUUAGAUUUCAGCAUUUAUAAAACGGUCAAGCUGCAUUUAUACCAAGUAUGCUGAAUUCAUCUUGCCAAUGGGUCCUUGAAGAUUUAAUCUCAAUUUUGAUUUAAACAUUUUGUGUAGAUUUCAUGCUGAUACCCCCCCCCUUUUAACAAAAAAUUCAGAAGACACGUGUUUACUUGGCACUGAUAUCACACACAGAGAAAAGCUGUUAUUUAGAGAAGUCAAACUGAGGUGAAGAAGAGUAAAUGUUGUGGACAGGGGAAAGAGUCACUAGAAAUGACAUAGACCAAAAACAGCAUUGGGGAGAGACUGGAAUGCCUGAGGCCUCAUGAUCUCAAAUAGAGCAUACCUGUGUCUUCAAAGCUGUGCCAGUUCAGAUUGCAGCUGGGGUUCAGUUGAUUUAAUAAGGUGCCAUGGAAAAAAAAUAUUCGUGAACACAGAAACUAACACAUCCUGCCUAGAACCCUUCUUAUAUGUGCCACUAUUUAAGUGUGCAGUGUUUCGUAUUGUGUAUGCUCUCCCCAUCCUCCAUAUCGUAGAGCGCUGACUCAGGUUUGUAUCUCUUGUGCAGUGUGUGAGAAUUAGGCCUGGCUGUGUUCCCUGAGGCUGGCUUCCUUACAGACAGGCUCCUGUUUCACUGAGAACACAGCCACCAAGUGCAGCUCCUAAGCAACCCCUUUUUAUAAGAGAAGAUCCUGGAUUUGGGUAGUCUCUCUGUGUGUAGAGCCCAUCUGGGUUUCUCUGGCCUUGGGGUAGUAGUGGAAGGUGCUGUUUUGCUUGCCCCAGUUCCUUCAACUUAACUCUGAGAAAUGUGUUUCUGGCUACUAGUCCUGAACUCCUUCACACAAUGGACAGCUAGCUCUCGCAGGACAAAUGGUUGUGUUGCAAGUCUCACCACCAUCUCUUCUCACUGUUUACAUCUGGGGGAGCCUUUCCCUAUCCCACAACAAUUGCCACAUUUAGUGCCAAUGAACCCAGCCCAGAAACAUGAAAAACCUUUGGGUGGUUAUGCCCCGUUAUGAAUUAAUAACAAGCAUCCUGACCUUUGAAGGACUCGAGAAAUAAGGCUAGCUGUAGUUGUACCUACUAUAGUUUCUCUGUAGAUGUUCCUGUGUGAGCGCUUAGAGUAGCAGGAAUAACACCUUACAAGAGAAGAAUUUAUUAUUUUCUUUUCAUUUUCCUUUUAAUCUCUUCAUGUAAGAAUGUUCUUAUUUCCCAGAGGAUCCAUAAAAAAAGAGACAUUCUUAUCACAGAAGAUAUUUUUGUGCUUAGCAGAACAAGUAAUAGCAGAGGAGAUAACUUCUCCCCAAGAUUCUUGCACUAGCAUUCUCUUUGUCAAUGCUUAGGCGCAUAAUUAAUCUAUAUGCCAAAGAACACAGAGGGAAAGUUGGUGGUAUGCACAGAGUAGGGAACUACUUGCUCUGAAUCCUAAGAGCUAUGUUUUCACUAGAAAUAAUUUGGAGUCACAAAUCUUUCUUGCAGCCAUGCAAUAUUUUACCUCAGUUUAUUACAAAUAUAAGAGAUUUUGGAAAGGAAAGGAAAUAUUUCUAUGCCCUGGAGGUCUCAUCUAUUGAGGAAUAAUUCUUACAAUCAAUUUUGAAAGCAAUCAAAGUCGACCUUUUGCCCCAAUCUCAAUGGAUUUGGCCAUUUUACUUUUAUCAGUGUGUCAACACAGCUCUAGAUUUCAAUUUACUAUGUUUUUUUUAAUGUGCCAACAUUUUUGCACCUAAGAUGUGUUAAGUCAUGAUGUAUUGACAUUCUAACAGUACCAUGUAAAUUCAACUAGAUAAAUCUAUUACUUUGCCAAAGGUUAAAUAACAAUAACAAAACUGUUGUGUCACCUGCCUCUACAGAAAUGCAAUUAAGGGAAAUCCACAUGAAAGGCACUUACACAGUAAGUGUAGUAAAAGUAUUAAUCCUUCCAUCAAUGUACCAACUCUUAAAAUAUGACAUUUAGGAGGUACCAAGUUUUGGAGGGGAGGAGUACACCGUAGUUCUAAUACCCUUGUGGAUAUCAGCUAGAGCUUAAUUGGCACUGGAGUUUCUCCUUCUGUUUCCAUCUGUCAUUCAGCAGCCAUAAUUCUUUGGCUGCUAUCUCUAGCCCUGCAUGUGUACUACAAAAGUGUAUCUAGGGAGGGCAGGUGGUAAAAAUGCCUUGUGCAUCACCCUAAUCUAGUGUUGGUGGGGAAGAUCUGAGAUAGGGCUGUCAUCUCAUUCAAGUGAAUAUGGCGGCAGUCCUUAAUUCAAUCAGGAUCACUGCAUUAUCUUGUAUUAUGAAUAGUAGUAAACGUGAUAGCCAAACACGGUUACACCAUCAGAUCUUCCUCAUCAACCAGCAGAAAUCAUAGUGAAGAGAACAGCCAUCUACAGCAGAGAUGGGCAGCUGUAGCUCUCAUGAUGUUCAUGAACUAUAGAUCCCAUAAUCCCUCACUGUCAAGUAUGUUGAUGGGAAUCUGUAGCCUCCAAACAUCUGGAAGGCCACUGUUGCCACCUCUGCUUUACAUCCAGUUUUGUAACAUGGGCAUAGAGCAUUUCCUUCCUUGGUACUCUGUACACAGUCUGGAGUCAUCUGCAGAGUGUGGAGUUCAAGCAAAAAGAGAUAAGUAUGGACAUGAAUAUCGCUGACAUUCAGUUUCCUGUUGACUGCAGAUACUAAUAGGGAGGCUAGGACUUUCAGAUUUCUUAGCAUUGUGUAGAAAGGCAUUCCAAACAGAUAAGUCAUUUUCUCAGAGUUUAAAAGUAUUAUUUCUAAGGGAAGGUGGGACGGACAGUUUGCAACAUUAAAUAUGUGUUAAGUUCAUGCUGAUGCUAUAUAGUGCACAAUAAUGUGGCUAAGCAGGAUGAAGGUUUCUGUGCAUGGCCUCUGAUAACCAGAAACUGUUUCAAAGCAUACUAUUAAGUUAGUUGGAUUACAGAAAGAGACAUACAGCUUCAGUGGAUUGGUUUGAAGACAAACCUUUGUUUGUGUAUGGAAGUUCAGACUUCACAUCCCAUUCUUGUGCAUUGCAAACAGCUACGGGAUACUCACAAAAGUGUAAUUACUUAUGAAAAACCCUUCUAGAAACAAUUGACAUUCCACUUUUCUUAUUAGUAUUUUCAACCUUUUUUCGUGUGCCAAUAAGCUCUUAGCUCCUAGUAGAAGCGCUUUGGUCCCUUUUAGCACUAGAGUAUAAAAUAUAAGUAAGAUGUAGAGUAAGAUAUGCAGGUUGGAAUAAGUAGAGUAGGAAGCAAAAUUAAUAAAUAACAGUGUGUGGAAGGUAGUAGCUAGACUGAAUAUGUUAUUACUCAGUCCUGGAUAGUGAAGUAAGAUCCAUAGUUGUAUGCAUUUACUCUGUUAGGUAUUGACAUGAAGCCCACUUAAAAAAAAGGAAAAGAAAAAAGAAAGUGUGUGUGUGUGUUUGUAAAAACAAGUAACUAAAUAGGUACACUGGACAAGUGUCUGGAGAUUAGGUCUCUUUGACAUAUAUUCAGUUAAGGAUGGAAAUGUGUGACUGUCUUGCAAUCCAGACUGUAGUGCCAGAUUAAAUAAGCCAAAAUAAAUACAAUAUAGAUGUAGCAUUUUUGAGUUAGCUCAACUGAUUGCUUUCAUUGCUUGCAUUUGUUGUGCAGUUAUCUCAAGGAUUCCUUUUGUAUACAUUGAUUUCAACAGUCCGGUUUACAUAAGUCUCAGUGUGUGCUAUCUGUACAUGAUGAUCACCUCCUUCCAAAAAAAAACAAAAACAAAAACUGAACAAGGCUUACUGACCAAAUGGGAUUUUUUUUGUUUGGGGGGCUAUAAAUCCCGUAAUUCUCCAUUUUGGGAGUUCCACCUGACAUACAGAAAUAUACAUACACUUAAAUGUGGAUCAUAUGGGAGAAAGGUCUAAACUGGAACACUUUGUGGCCCAGUUAGGCUUAGUUCCCUGUUCAGAAAGGAAAUUGCCAUGGGGAGCUUUCUUUUUUUAAUGGGAAACUAGGCAGAACUAAGCCUAGUUGGGCCACAAAGCCUUUCCCCUGGGGCCUGUCUCCCAGGUGAGCCACAUUUAUGUGUCUGUCUGUCAGGUGGAACUCUCAAAAUGAAGAAUUAUGUGAUUUGAAGAUUUUAAAAAUUCCAUGACUGUUGCUCAUAUAAUGUGUAGAACCCUGGUUCAUUUUAAAGGUUUUCUGUACAAUGGAGGGAAUGACGCUGGAGUUCCAUGUUCAUCCCUUCCCUAACACUUGCAAUCUAUAGCAGGGAUGGACAAUGGAUGGCUCUCCAGAUGUUGUUGGGCUGCAAAUCCCAUCAGCCUCAUCCCACAUGGUCAAUGGGAUGAUGGGAGCAGAAGUCCAAUAGCUAGCAUGCUGCCCCUGCCCCACUUGUAAGCUACACAACCACCUUUAUGAAGUAGCCAAGUGUUUGUUCUGUCUGUGGGAGAAAUACUGAGGACUGAUUGCUAAUGAGAUCAAGGUAUGUACGCAAAACAACUUAGCUCCUUUAAAGAGUAGUUAUACUAUAUUUUUCCAUUACUCCUGCUCUCACAUGUUGAAGUUUGUUUCUUCCUUACCCAUGCAUGGAGGUAUCUGCUGUAAUUUGUAAGGAAGUAAUAAAUAUAGAAGCCAUGAAACCUGGAAUUGUUUAUGAGGACAGAAGAUUGUCUACCCUCACAUGUCAGCAGAACAUGACAGUAUAGCCAGAGAAUUAUCAUGGAGUUCUUCAUCCAAGAAAUGUCCUACAAAUGCAUUCUUUCUUUGAAGUCACUCUACAGUUGGAGCUGAGCAUGUUGCAAUAAGCAGGGAACCCUUGUGUCCGUGCAUGUGUGCCCGCAUGCUGUGUUUUGCAAUAAACAAUGGGCAGAUUGUUGUGUAUCCAUAUGCCAACAUGUUAUGAAUGCCUUCCAUUGUACAUGGAAAGGCACAGGUUACACAGUAUUCUGGUGGUUCAGGUUGAUCAUCCCAUCUGUCAUUUGCUUUGAUAUGCUUAUGGCAGAGGGUUCUGAAUAUAGGGCUAAUAUUCAAAUUUCUCAUCUCAAAUACAUGUAUGCAAUUAGUUUGGGCCUUCUGGAAUUCCCAUGAACAAGAAUAAGAUUAGAUUUCUUUAUUUCCACAUUGAUAAUAUGUUGUAUUUAUUUUUAUUUAAUUAUUUCUCUUGUAUUGUUUACUAAAUAAUAAAUUAUAGCAGUUCUGGAUGAUACUGUGAGACCAACACUCUAAAUCCACAAUGCUUAAAGCAGAGUUGCUUUAAAUUUACAAUGUGUAAAUUCAGUACUUCAAAAAGGCUCAUCAUAUUAAGCCAGAGGUAUGUUAAUCAGACAUGCUAUUGAGUGCACUUUGAGAUUUGCUUUAGAUUCUGCUGGGAUGUGGCUAAAAUUGCCUAUUUUAGCUUCUCUUUUUAAAAUAGUUUUCUUGAGGUUUUGGGAAAGUUGCUCAGUGUAUUUUAACCUGCAAGAAGUUCUGAGUGUAAUGAAAAAUACGAAACUGGAGUGCCUGACUCUGCUUGUAUACAUUGUAUAUUUAGGAAAUGGCCUCUACAUAUUUUAAUGGGAAAAAUGAUAUAUGUAUUUUGAUGGUAUUAUUUAUUUCGACCUUCAUUUUAGUGUUGUGCUUUACUAAUAGGGUAUUUAACUUGGAACCAUUGGUAAUGAUGAUAAUCUCAAAGUAUGAGAAGUGUGGUACACACCAAUCUGGUAUACCAGACGUUGGGUGGGCUGGUGCAUCUCUGCGCAAAGUUCUAAAUGCCUAAACUAGUAACUAUCAUCCUAGCUCUGUAUGGUAGUUAUCUUCAGCAGGUCAGGACAAAAUGGUGCAAUUUUUCACCUUUGUUUUUCAAGACAAUCUAGCCGUGAGCAACUCUUGAAACUAUCAUAACAAUACUGGUAUAAACUACUGUCAGAAUACAGCUAUGUGUUUAGCUUUGAAUUUUGCUUCUUUCUAUUUUCACUUUUCUCCCCUCCCACCCACUUCCCUUUGUUAUAGAAAUUACAAUUCUUCCUAAUAUAUUUGGAACCUAUCGAUCUUGUGAAAUUUGAUUUGAAAACACUUUUCAUAAUAAACACUAUUAGGAGCAGUGUC
This is a messenger RNA of Pogona vitticeps (central bearded dragon), 8039 nucleotides long. Lineage: Eukaryota; Metazoa; Chordata; Lepidosauria; Squamata; Agamidae. The record is from RefSeq and is a predicted model, not a curated record.